Molecule: messenger RNA, 717 nt
Organism: Brugia pahangi
Lineage: Eukaryota; Metazoa; Nematoda; Chromadorea; Rhabditida; Onchocercidae
Source: the annotation of a GenBank genome assembly
AUGUUGGAAGCGGACAGUGUUGAACCACCGAAGGAAACUAUUACAAACGAACUUUCGACCUUGUCAAACAAUAUUACGAAUUGUCUUUCAGCGGUUUCAUUAAAGCUUGGCUGUAACACAGAGACGGUAAGUUGUGUUGAAGAGUGCGUUAUUGCCGCUGAAGAGUUGUACACAUUGGGCGGAUUGGUGAAAACAGAUAUAAGGGCCGUUAACGACAGUGUGAUAGCGAUCAACGAACAGAUUGAACAACUUGAAAGCUUAUUCCAAAAUAUUGAUCGUUUAGAAGAAUUCGUUAAACAGAAAAUGGAAACAAGAAGUGGGGAAGGCUUAAAGGGAACUUCAAAGGAAGGAGGAUUACCUGAUUUUAUCGAAGUCAGAGAAGAGAGUGAAGAUGAUAGUCCGAUAGAAGCCUCGUCAAAGGUACAAUGUCAGAUGCCUGUAGCAAGAAAUACUUCAAAGGGCAAAAAGGUGAGGAAGAUGAGACGUCGGAAGAAGUAUAAGGUGGUCAAACUGAAUGAGAACGUAUAUAAGUCGGAAACUAAAACUUCUACAUUCAAAGUUGUUCCGUUGUCAAUGCCGCCACCACAACCAUCAUUCAAUUUCCGGGCUCGACUGCUUCAAAGCAGAACGAAAAAUCAAAGGCUGACAAGAACGGAGCAAGCUGGUUUGCAACACAAAAACAAGUGGUUUACAGCAACAAGACCAGCACGUCGUUGA